Messenger RNA from Paraphaeosphaeria sporulosa, 1821 nucleotides. RefSeq lists its product as uncharacterized. The transcript has 3 exons. The record is from RefSeq and is a predicted model, not a curated record. NCBI's taxonomy places the organism in Eukaryota, Fungi, Ascomycota, Dothideomycetes, Pleosporales, Didymosphaeriaceae. Gene Ontology annotation, biological process: DNA-templated transcription; regulation of DNA-templated transcription. Gene Ontology annotation, molecular function: zinc ion binding; DNA-binding transcription factor activity, RNA polymerase II-specific; DNA binding. The annotation marks the transcript as partial.
GCUCAUCAUGGAGCGACCCCAGAUCAACCGCAGAAAAGGCAACGACUAUCGUUAGCCUGUAAUGAAUGCCGCAAGAGAAAGGUCAAAUGCGAUUCUGAGAUGCCAAAAUGCCGCAAUUGUCGCAUAAGAGGACAUGUCUGCGAAACCACCGAUCCAAAACAUCCGGAGCUGGUUGUGGUCCGCAAAUAUGGCGCAAUGGAAGGCGACUUCCGCGAGAAUAGCUAUGGUAUGACCUCAGACCUCUCUCCAGCACCCGUUGCGCACCAUGAACCGAAAACACCUGUUUCGCUGCCAUGCGAACCAAGUGCCUCGUGGGUCGCGCGAUCGUACCAGGCGCACAGAACGCUAAAUACAGCUUCUAUUAUUCCGGCGGAGGAGAGCCCGGAAAUGACGGUGAACACUGACAGCAACAACGGUCGGCAAAAGGUCAUGGGUGGUAGCAGUCUACAAAGCCUUAGCAUGUUCUUAGACCUCUACCUGCGACGAUCAGGGCUGGCAGGUAUUGGCUCGUGUUUCCGACACGGUAUGAGCUUUUGCGAGGAAUACGUUCUACCACUUUCACUAUCUUUGCCCGAUCUUCCUCCUCAUUCCUUGAUGGAGCGAUAUAUUCAGGCCUAUACACGAAGCAUACAGCCUUUAUACCCGGUCCUUCAGCUUGAACAGCUAUAUGCUGAGGUUCACCGCAUUCGCUCAUACCAGGACGCAAGUUGGAGCCCUUCAGGAGGAUCAUUCCUCCAGCCGACCGACGUUCCAAUCUUAGCCUGCAUCUACUGCGUGAUCAGUUUGGGAUCCGAUGAAGCGGCCGGGGCGCUGACAGAAGCCGGGAGCAACUACCUCGCAGCAGCAUAUGGACUAUACGCACACUUGGUCGGGCUGCCUCACCUCAGCAGCGCACAGGCCCUUGUUCUGAUUGCACUGGCUCUGCAGUCAAGAGGGAAAGAAGGCCAAAGUUGCCAGGUGUUGGGGUCUGCUGUCAAGAUAGCGCAUAGCAUCGGUAUACACCGGCACAUCUCAGCUCAUGGCAACUCACACGAGCCUUCACAUAGACAGGAACUCCAUGCUCGUAUAUGGUGGACGUGCUACGCGAUAGAGAGACUUUAUGAGCUAGAAACGACCCGCCCAUCAUCGAUCCCACAUGGCGAGCACGAUCCUUUCCAACCGGAUCGAGUACUAAGCGCAACGUCACAGGCCGAGCUGAAGUAUUUCGUAUAUUGGGUCUCCCUGACGACGAUUUUUGAGCGCAUCAGCGGGCUCCUCUACAGGCGCAAGCGAAGCCCUGAGGGCAGUCUGCAGCUCCUACAAAAUAUCGGUAUGCUCGACCGGGCACUUCGUGACUGGAAGAACUCGCUUCCAGAGGACAUUCGCCCAGACUGCGACUUUUACUGCGUCGAAAACGAACGGCCGUUUGCUACCUUUCUCGCCUUGCACUACCAUCAGGCACUCAUUACUCUUCACCGCGCCUCUCUCGUCCUCCCGCAUGACCAGUUUCUCGAGAAAAUCGAGACCCACGCAGAAAAUCUGCCAUACCACCAACGACUUCGUAAUGGCGCUUCGCUAUGCUCUGCCUCAGCCUGCGCGACCAUCAAACUCAAUGCCAACAUAAAUGGGAGACUACAGACACCGUUGCAUACGCUCACACAAAUACUCCAUGGCUGCAUCGUGCUCGGACUCAGCAUCUUGAGGCAGCCACACUCUCGCACUGUACGCUCGGACCUCGAGCUGCUCGUCACUGGCACUCAGCUAGCCGAAGGCGAAUACUGCAGGCUCGGUCAGCAUCCCCUCUUCAUCGAAGCUUGCUCCACCCUGCGUCGCUCGAUCAGU